AGUUAACAACUAAAAUAUUUUUAAAAAAAUACAAAAAAAUAAGGAUAAAAAGAAAAGUUUUUGUCUUGUGCAAUUUUUCGUGGUUCGUUAAGAUUCAAGAUUUGGUUGAACAACCAGCAGCAGCGGCAGCAACAACAGACAGGAUCUCCGCGAAAGAGGAAGAGCGGUGGGGGCUGCGACAAGAGUUGCGGAGGGUCUUAGAGGCUUUGUCUUGCGCGAAAGACCCCCACUACUUGUCAAUUCCAAGCACGUCCUUUAGCAGCAGCUUACGCGUCUGCCAGUAAGGCAACUCGAUCACCCAUAAUGUAUCCUUUGCCCAGGCACUAGAGAUUGCCCGGAUCUCAGCCCAGUUUCCAGCAUGACGGAACCGGCAGUGCCCGGCGAGGAGCUAUGCUCCACAGACUUGGUCAGCCCCAUACCGAAUGCGGAAAUGUCCAACACAUCCAGCAUGUCCUUGGCCUCCACUGCCCUGGCCCUUAUCCACAAUGGUUUUCCGCUCAUCGAACGGAGGAGUGAGGAGGGUGACCAUGGAUUGGAGGUGGAACCGGUGCUAGAAGCAGACCCACUACGACAAUCCCGACCAGAACCUUUAGUUGAGCAUCCAGCUCAACUCCCAGCAGAUCCCCCAACAGAACAACCUGCUGAUAUCCCAGCAGAUCUCCCAACAUAUCCCCAAGCAGAUCCAACAGCGGCUUCACCAGCAGAUCCUCCAGCCGAUCCUUCAGCGGAUCCUCCAGCAGAUUCAUCAGCGGAUCCUUCAGCGGACUCUUCAGCGGAUUCGCCAGCAGAUUCGCCAGCGGAUUCGCCAGCGGAUUCGCCAGCAGAUUCGCCAGCGGAUUCGCCAGCAGAUUCGCCAGCGGAUUCCUCAGCAGAUUCCCUAGCAAAUAAUCAAGCAGAUAUCCCACCAGAUCCACCAGCAGAUGAACCACUAGAAUUACAACGAGAUCUCCAACCAGAUCUCCAACUAAAUCUCCAACCAAAUCUCCAACCAGAUCUCCAAGCAGAACUCCAACUAGAUCUUCAACCAGAUUCACCACCAGAUUCACAUAUAAGUCCCCCAAAAGAUCAGCCAACAGAGUUACCAACUAAUCACCCAAAGGAACCCAUUGAUGAACAAGCUAACCAGGCACACUCCCUGCUCCAGAAGCCAUCGAGUAAACAGGACAGGCCCAUCAAAGUUAAAAUGUCCGCUGACGCACCUGUGUUUUAUCCCAUGGGUACCAGACUAUCAACCAUACUGUCAAACGAAGAGGAGACCCCACCGAGUUCAGCACGCAAUUCGGCGCCGAGAAACUCCUUCGAGUUUGGCCUCGCAAACGGAACGGGGCCAUACAUCGGACCAGGGGGGGGCGAUAUUCCUCGGAGCUACUACUUCGUCGAUCCUACCACCGGCAAGCGCAUCAACAACAACAAUACGGGAACAAAGACCGAAGUACACCGGAUUGAACUAAUCCCCAACCGGCGAGAUAUUCCACAAUCGAAAGCAAGAGAAUCCUGGAUUGCCAACUUAAACAAAAAACCAACAACGCCACCAUCACCACCAGCACCACAACCAUCACCACCACAGCAAUCACCACCACAGCAAGCACCACCACAGCCACCAACAGAAGAAAAUGCCACGCAGAAGGCUACUGGACGAGCGUCGAUACCCAGGCCCAACAAUUCUCGCCAUUUCCUCCAAGAUCCAACGAAGUUAAAAAUAUCCCCCGAGUUUCCGUCCUUCGAGUCCUUUGCCGGGCAGCUGGACGACAUGGGUGUGAAACGGGAUGAGUUCAUGGCAACGCUGCGAAACCUUCUAAUACGAGCCAAUGACCUGAUGUUGCCCCUACUCCAGGGUCCCUUUAAAUACAUGACAACCUUACAGAUGGCCGAAUACACCAGCGCAAUUUUGGAGACACCUCCGCUACAUCCGAGUAUCUUCUUGCCAGCGAAUACACCGCGUCCCUGGACGAACCUCACUGGACUCAAUCGGCCCUUUGACAUCCAUCCGAACAGUCUCACGCCAGAGGAUCUGGCCAUCGUCCAGAAAUUGCCCAAGCAUGUGGAAGCCACCACUCAGACGGAAUACCUUUGCAUCUGCAUGUUCUUUAAUCAGGAAAGAUCGGCGUCGGCGGGUGUGCCAACGCCAUCACCUGUGCCACCACCAGCACCUGUACCAGCACCAGCACCUCCAGCACCGCCAGCACAUGGGCCGCCGCCAACACCUGGGCCGCCGCCACCCUCCUGCUCGGCGACUGCAUUCUAUACAGGCUCACCUAUUAACGCUCCGCGAAUGCACAGGGCACCAGGCGGAGGACCCGGUGGACCGAGAAUACCGCCGCCGUAUCCGACAGGAGCCUCACAGAGCGGACCACCAACACAACAGCCGUUUGGCUUCUUGAGUAGGCCUAUGCCAAUAAACAUGCAACAUCGCAUGCCCCGGCCACCGCAUCCAAAGGCCUUUCCGCAUCCGAAUUCACCAGCGCAUCACCAUUCACCAACACCACAUCCGCAUCCUCAUCUUCAUCCCCAUCCGCAUACCUAUGCCCAUUCCCAUCCGCAUCCACAUCCACAUCCGGGAAUGCAGGCGGGUAAUCCGAUGGCGUCAAAGAAUAGCCCACAGCCGCACAGGCUAGGUGGAGCAGUGCGCUUCCAAGAUGGGGGAUACCGCGGCUACCGCAUCCAAGGUCCCCACAGUCCGCGCAACCUGCCGAAUCAAUGUCGUUAUGGGCCCAUCGGUAGUGCUUAUACCGGCGACAAUAGUGACGGGAACUCUAACAACUUCAGCAAUACGAACUACAACAACAACAACGGAGGAAACCCUCUCUAUGCGAGCACACAAAGCGGCAGCGAUAAGAUGGCUUCUGAUCUAACCCAACCCCGCGUGAGAUUUGUCUACCCUAUGGAAUUUGAGCAGCUGAGGCUGAACGUGGAUCCACCGAGCUGUGAAUACAUGGGUAAAACCAAUAUGCAGGUGGAAUCCUCUACAUCGAGCUCCGAUUCGUCGAGCACCGAAACCUCCGGCUUACUCCAGUUCGCCCAGAUGGAGGACCGGGAACAUGUAAAGAAUAAUAAGCCAUGCAAAGACAACAUCGACGAAGUGGACGCUGACGACGAUGAUGAUGACGAAGAUGAUGAGCAUAAAAACAAGAAUGCGAAGGUGCCUGAUCCAAAGCACAGUGGCGGCAAGGUCCAGCAGCGGCCUUACCGCUUCGGAGAGUUCGUAAACUACAUCACGUCGGGGUCUACCACACCGUCCUGCUCCCAGGGGACACCCAAUGUGAUUCCAACUUAUAUCACAGGCCAUCGUCUUCCUAUCGAUCAGUCCGAUCAGGAAUUGUUGCCACCUUUGCCCCAGAUGCCGCCAAUGCCUCCAAUACCUCCAAUGCCCAAAAAAGUUGGCGUGGCUUGCAAUGGCAAUGGAGGCCCGGCUGGUUCUCAAUCCAAGAUGCCUUCGACUUCCCACGAACACUAUAGUGGUAACCAGUUCAAUCCGAAGUACAGCCAACAGCAAUGGCCAAAUCCUAAUGGAGGCCCGGCUGGAACUCAAUCCAAGAUGCCUUCGACUUCCCACGAAUACCAUGGUGGUAACCAGUUCAAUCUAAAGUACAGCCAACAGCAAUGGCCCAACCCCAAUGGAGGCCCGCCUGGGACUCAAUCCAAGAUGCCUUCGACUUCCCAGGAACACUAUAGUGGUAACCAGUUCAAUCCGAUGUACAACCAACAGCAGUGGCCCAAUCCCAAUGGAGGUCCGGCUGGUACUCAAACCAAGAAGCCUUCGACUUCCCAGGAACAGUAUAUGGGUAACCAGUUCAAUCCGAUGUACAGCCAACAGAAGUGGCCCUAUCACAAUGGAAGCCCGGCUGGUACUCAAUCCAAGAAGCCUUCGACUUCCCAGGAACACUAUAGUGGUAACCAGUUCAAUCCGAUGUACAGCCAACAGCAGUGGCCCUAUCCCGACUACAAUGCAGCUUUAUUCAGCAAGGAGCAGGCAGGUCCCAGUGGCAUUUAUAUGAGACCUCCUCCUCCGGCACAACCAACACCACCACCGCACCCGCUACACAUGUAUCCAAUACGGCAAGAGAAGCCCAUGGGACCGAUCCUGUUCGAGGUGGGUGGCAAUACCGGCCACAGCGCCGGCCCGCCCAUGAUGCAGAACGUCAACAGUGGCAGCGGGUACGGUCAUGGUCGUGGUCGUGGAUACGGUCCUAGUCCGAAUCAAGGCACCCAUAGCCAGAAUCCUUACGGACAUAUGACCCAUCCGGUACCUUCGCCACAUUCGCCACAUCCGCCACAUCCGACACACCAGACUCAUACAUCCCACUACGGAAUGUCCUUUAACGGCAAUAUGGCUCCGAAUAUGAACCACAUGAACCAGGUCAGUCACAUGGGCAGGGGCAUGGGAGUCGGAUUGCUUCCGUUGCCUUUGCAGAUGCUCAGUCCAAGUCGGAUGGAGCAGCCUGGCUCCAUGGGUAUGCCCAUGAACAUGUCACCACUUAACCUUGUGAGUCCUCGACGCAAUGUCAAUACCUAUCACCAGAGUGGAAGCAACCCGGACACGAACAAGAUUCCGCCAUAUGGCGGACCUGUAGGAGUGAACAUGAGCAGUGGGAGCGCCGAGAUGCAACAGCAAAUAAACAGACCUCCCGAUCCACGACAGACUUUCGAACACAAUGUUGGUAUGUCGCGUGACAACACGCAAAGUAUUCGCAUCUUGGGUAUUUCCUCGCCACGAUCCGUUCCCCAAAGUGGAGCACGUGUCCAAGAUGAUGGCGCACCCAACAACAACAACAACAACAUCCAAAGCAAGGAUCAGAGCAACAGCCAGGACAACAUUCAAAGCAAGGAUCAGAGCAACAACCAGAUCAACAUCCAAAGCAAGAAUGAGAACAACAACCAGGGCAACAUCGAAAGCAAUGAUCAGAACAACAACCAGAACAACAUCCAAAGCAAGAAUGAGAACAACCAGAACAACAUCCAAAGAAAGAAUGAGAACAACAACCAGAACAACAUCCAAAGCCAGAAUGAGAACAACAUCCAAAGCAUGAAUGAGAACAGCAACCACAAUAACAACGAGAACAACAUCCAAAGCAAGAAUGAGAACAACCAAAAUAACAUCCAAAGCCAGAAUGAGAACAACAACCAAAAUAACAUCCAAAGCAAGAAUCAGAACAACAACCAGAACAACAUCCAAAGUAUGAAUGAGAACAGCAACCACAACAACAACGAGAACAACAUCCAAAGCAAGAGUCAAAACAACAUCGAAAGCAAGAAUCAGAACAACCAGAACAACAUCCAAAGCAAGAAUGAAAGCAACAACCAGAACAACAUCCAAAGCAAGAAUCAGAACAACAACCAGAACAACAUCCAAAGCAAGAAAGAAAGCAACAACCAGAACAACAUCCAAAGCAAGAGUCAAAACAACAACCAGAACAUCCAAAGCAAGAAUGAGAACAACGAGAACAACUUCCAAAGCAAGAAUCAGAACAACAUCCAAAGCAAGAAUCAGGACAACCAGUACAACAUCCAAAGCAAGAAUCAGAACAACACCCAGAACAGCAUCCAAAGCAAAAAUCAGAACAACAACCAGAACACCAUCCAAAGCAGAAAUCAGAACAUGCAAAGCAGAAAUCAAAACAACAACCAGAUUAACAUCCAAAGCAAGAAUCAGAACAACAACCAGAAUAACAUCCAAAGCAAGAAUCAGAACAACAACCAGAAUAACAUCCAAAGCAAGAAUCAGAACAACAACCAGAAUAACAUCCAAAGCAAGAAUCAGAACAACAACCAGAACAACAUCCAAAGCAAGAGUCAGAACAACCAAAGCAAGAAUCAGAACAACAACCAGAACAACAUCCAAAGCAAGAAUCAGAACAACAUCCAAAGCAAGAAUCAGAACAACCAGAACAACAUCCAAAGCAAGAAUCAGAACAACCAGAACAACAUGCAAAGCAAGAAUCAGAACAAAAACCAGAACAUCCAAAGCAAGAAUCAGAACAACAACCAGAACAAAGACAAUGAGCAGAAGAAGAAAACCCAACCUUCCUACGCCUCCUUCCUGAAGUAAAAGUAUCCAGAAGGAAAGACUUUUUACUUUCAAAAUUAUCAUGUUUUUUUUAUUCGAUUAAAUAAAAAACACGCACACUGCGAUUGUCUUCC
Messenger RNA from Drosophila melanogaster (fruit fly), 6138 nucleotides. RefSeq lists its product as uncharacterized. NCBI's taxonomy places the organism in Eukaryota, Metazoa, Arthropoda, Insecta, Diptera, Drosophilidae. The transcript has 6 exons. Bases 359 to 6046 code for a protein of 1895 amino acids. The record is from RefSeq and is marked reviewed.